Molecule: messenger RNA, 2367 nt
Organism: Chanos chanos (milkfish)
Lineage: Eukaryota; Metazoa; Chordata; Actinopteri; Gonorynchiformes; Chanidae
Gene: ankef1b
Product: ankyrin repeat and EF-hand domain containing 1b
Exons: 9
Coding region: 1-2367 (788 amino acids)
Molecular function (GO): protein binding
Source: RefSeq, a predicted model, not a curated record
AUGGCUGCGCGACGCAUUGUUAAAGUGCAGUCGACAGUAGCUGAGGGGCGUUUGGAAGUUCUGCAGGUCUAUAAACUGCUGCAGUGUGUGCGCGAGGGAAACACCGCUCAUAUAGAGAAGAUGCUGCGGCUGGGUGUCCCCAGACUGGUUGACUUGACAGAGCCCAGAGAGGGGUUAGGUGCCAUGCACCUGGCUGUUACUGCCAAUAAUAUGGACAUGGCACGGUUUUUGCUGUCAGCGAAGGCCAAUCCAAACAUACAGGACAAAAGGGGACGAACCCCCGUCAUUCUUGCUACACAGCUGGGCCACGACACUAUGGUGGCCCUGCUGGCUAAAAACCAUGCCGAUAUGAACCUGGCAGACAAAGACGGAAAAGGGGUACUGUUUUACUGCUUAUACCCUACGACGAGGCAUGCGCACUGCCUGCAGGUGGCUCUCAACAGCAAGGCCAACGUGAACAGCGUCUGUCGCUCAGGCAAGCCAGUAUUCGUGUUGGCCUGUGAGCGUGCUCGAGACUGCGAGGACAUGUGCAUGAGCAUUCUAGAAGGAGGGGCCAAUCCUGAUUCAGCUGAUGAGACAUCAGGGCGAACAGCUCUAAUGGAGGCAGCCAGGGCUGGAUCUGUGCAGCUUGUAAGAGCGAUUUUACAGAGAGGAGCCAACCCGAAUACACUUGACAAGAAAAGAUUUCAUGCUGCCCAUUUUGCAGCCAAAGGUGGUUUCUUUGAGGUGAUACAGGUACUCUCUGCUUACUCUGCUGACCUUGGUGUCAUGGCAACAGAUGGAAACACACCUCUACAUUUUGCGGCUGCUGGUGGCUUUGCUGAAUGCUGCAGGUUUCUGGCCCAGAGAGGUUGUAAUCCCAAACUUAAGAAUGUGGAAGGUUUAGUCCCACGCCAGAUAGCCAAAGACAAAGGACAAAAAGCCGCAAUGAAAGAGCUGAAAAAGGCUGAAAGACAGCAUGCAAAGUUCUCCAAGCCAGAGGCUGUUAAUCCUAAUGCGUUAUGGGCCAUUAGACUACACGACUGGUCGUGCGAACACGAGGCCACCUUGCGUAGCGCCUUUGAAAUGGCAGAGGAAAGCGACGGUCCCCUGGUGACCGUUUCCACGGACACCUUUGUAUCUGUUCUAAAGGAGCACCGCGCACCGCUGGAUGACGAAAACCUCGAGAGGGUCGUCAAAGACCACGACAACAGACGAGAAGGUGUCAUCAACGUCAGCGAUUUUUUCAAGGGGCUAAAGUACCUGCAGAAGGCCUUUGUCAUUUCGUCCUAUGGCCCCAAGAAGAAGAAGGCUGGAAAGGGUGGAAAGGGGAAGAAAAAGGGCAAAUACGUCGCCCCGAUGCCCAUAUACACCCUCCCAUCAGACCACAUGGCAAGACGGCCGGACGGUGGCCCGCCGCUGUUGAUGAUUGAGCGGUACCAGCAGUUCACAGAUAUGAAACGCUUUCACCGCGACCGUCCACCGCGCCACCCCGUCGAGGAUGACUCCGCCUGGUACAUCAAAGAACUGGAGAAGGCCUACAUCAAUAUCAACCAGUGCACGAUGAUCGAGGACCUGGAGUCGCUCAGCCUGGCCUUCAGUCAAGGUCAUCCAGUGGAUGUCCAAGACCGAUUCUACAAAACGCCGCUCAUGACUGCCUGCACGUUCGGCAACUACACGGAGGCCAAAUUACUGAUCGAACUGGGGGCUGAUGUGAACGCGUGUGAUCAGUUCAACUGGACGCCUCUUCACCAUGCCUGCCACGCGGGUCAGUUGGACAUCAUUGACCUGUUGGUGCAGAGUGGUGCUAUGGUGGAUGCUGUGGCCGUGAAUGGAGGAACUCCUCUGAUGAGGGCAAUCGAGAGCUGUAGACUUAGCUGUGUUGACUACCUAAUCAAAGCGGGAGCCAACAUACAAGCGGCGAAUAAAGCAGGACAAACGUGCUUGGAUGUUGCCAAACUUUACGGAGAUCCUAGAAUUAUUGAGUUGAUCAUGACCAAAUUUGACAGUCUUCCAAAGAUGAAGGAAAACAAGAAGGGAAAAGGUGGAGAGGCCCCUCCAAAAUCAAAACCAGCUGCUCCCAUGACGGAGAAGGUGGGACGGAUCUGUCGGAAUUCAGCAUCUCCUUCCCUCAAUACGCUGGCGAAGAGAGCAGCACUUAGAGAAAACAUCAUAUUUGUGAACUCGCAGAUGCCCAGCGGACCUGCCAACAAGUUUGGUAUUAGCUUUGUGCCAAGAACUGUGUGGGGGAAGGAACUCCUGACGACUCAGAGGCAGAUAGAGAGAAAAAUGGACAGAAGGAAACACCUCUCUUAUGAAGCAGAAUUUGAAGACUUUAUGGUGUCUCUCAGUAAGAGCAUUAUGCAAAAGAGCCUGGAGAUGACUUGA